GUUAAUUGUGAGAGCCUGCUGUCUCUAGUCCAAAGAAUUUGACAGUCUCCCUGACACCAUGACUGCACCUCUCCUGACUCCCCUGGUCGUGGCUCUCCUGAUCGCCUUGGCUCAAGGAGCUUCUGUUGGUGUGGAGAUCAUCAAUGGGAAAAAGGCUCAGAAGGGCUCCUUUGAUUACAUGGCUUCUGUGCAGAAAGACGGGAAGCAUAUAUGUGGAGGAUUCCUGAUAUCUCCUGAUUUUGUGCUCACUGCAGCACAUUGUGACAACGGGAAAAACAUGAAUGUGGUUCUCGGCUCUCAUGACAUUCAGAAGGGUAACAGGAAUGCUCUGAGAAUCCGUGUGAUGAAAAUAAUAAAGCCCAAAGCAUACAUAAAGCCGGGUGGCGGCAGUGACAUCAUGCUCCUAAAGCUAUCAAAAAAAAUCAAAUUAAGCAAAAAUGUAAAAACAAUUACAAUUCCGGAGAAGGAUGGACCCAUCGGUUCGGACGUAAAGUGCACCGUGGCAGGCUGGGGCAAAACUGAAAAGCAGCCUCACGUCACGGACCUUCGCUUUGUUCAUGUGUCCACCAUUAACCGUGGCAUCUGCCAGAAACAGUGGAAUAAAAAGCUGCCAGAUAACACAAUCUGCGCUGGAGGGUACAAGACCAAAGACGGGGCAUGCCAGGGAGACUCAGGGGGUCCACUGGUGUGCAGUGGCCAAGCAGUGGGAAUCGUUUCCUUCAACACCGGAAAUUGCAGCUACCCAAAUAAACCCAAUGUUUAUACUCAGAUCUCAAAGUUCUUGCCUUGGAUCAAGAAGUAUGACUGCGGCACAUUGGCUGACAAAGCAACGUCUCCCACUGAGAUGGACAUCAAAGUGAACAACUCAAGACUGCGGUUAAGAAGACCAAAGAAGUGCAGUGGAUCCCCCUCCCUGAGGAAGCUGAAGACGUCCAGCCUGGAACGGUGUGGCAGGAUGGGGGGGACCAAGAAACGAAUGGGUCUGGAAGCCCACGCCUCCAAACUGUAA
Molecule: messenger RNA, 1009 nt
Organism: Conger conger (European conger)
Lineage: Eukaryota; Metazoa; Chordata; Actinopteri; Anguilliformes; Congridae
Product: cathepsin G-like
Exons: 7
Coding region: 59-1009 (316 amino acids)
Biological process (GO): proteolysis
Molecular function (GO): serine-type endopeptidase activity
Source: RefSeq, a predicted model, not a curated record